Messenger RNA from Fulvia fulva, 729 nucleotides. RefSeq lists its product as uncharacterized. The record is from RefSeq and is a predicted model, not a curated record. Lineage: Eukaryota; Fungi; Ascomycota; Dothideomycetes; Mycosphaerellales; Mycosphaerellaceae. Bases 1 to 729 code for a protein of 242 amino acids. The transcript has a single exon.
AUGUCCAAGGAGAACAAGAUCGAGGAUCGACGGCGAAGUCCGAAGCCGAAGCCGAAUCCGAAUCCGAUGUUGCCCUUCUGGCGACUUUCCACACGUUUCAGCAGUCGCGACUACAACGCGUCCAUUUUCCGUCUUGGACCUCAAACAUUACCCAGGCUGCUUCAUGUGCCAGGAAACACGAUGCUGUCAGUGUGUCGGUGGCUGAAGCCUCGCGUACUGGAGGGCAUCCAGGUUCUGAGCUCUCUUCCACGCCUGGCUUCAAAGACAACGCCCCAGAAUGCGCGUACUGUGGCCAGCGACACAGGCCCUCGCAAGGCAGUGGUCAAGCUCUGGGAUGCGAAGGAGGUAGCUGAGUUGGUCAGACUCUGCGACGCGGGACUGCUAUACUCUGAGAUCGGAAUUCUGUCUCAGAGAUCGGACAGGCGCUCAGUCGAGGCAAAGAGCGAUGGAGCCGACCACCACGUCCCGACUCAUGCCGAUUCUCUACGCCUGCAGAAGAUCGGCGAAUUCUGGAGUUGCGAGAGAAAAGAGAAAGGUGGUCGCAAGUCGCAGCACAGCUCUCACAUCGGACUGGCUCUGGAGUAUGGAACCGCUUCCAUAAUGGUCUUCAAGCCUCGCGAAGCCGGCAACAUGCUCGGGGUGCACCCUCUACCGCUGCAGAGCUCUCGGAGAUUGUUCAUCGCCGGGAAGCUGUUGGAACCGGCUAUGAGUGACAACUCUGAUGCUUGA